AUGGAGGAAGAUCCAGGGAAGGGGCUGAAGGUGCUGGAAGGAGGCAACGUCAGGCCAAUGAAGAUGGGGGAUAAUCCGGGCGGCUGCCUGGGCGCAGGGGCGCACCGAGCCCUCGGGGGGCGCAGGCCCGGGAGGCCGGCCCGCACGUCGGAGCCGCGGCCAGAGGCCCGGCCGUUCCGCGCUCGGAGCGUGGGAGCCGCGCGGGCCGCCGUCCUCUCGACCCCCGGUCGCCGCCCCUGCCCUCGGCGCGCGCGGGGCCUCGGCGCCCCCGGCUGCUACUCGCGCCCGGCCCGGGAGCCAGGUAAGGGGCCGGCGGGAGGCCGCGGAGGGCGAGGGUGGGUGGGAGGCCCGCGGCGCUCGCGAGUCUCGGGGCCGAGGCCCUGGCGGCCUGCGGGGCUCCGCCGCGCGCCCUCCCCGACCCGGGGCCCGCGCGGGCGUCUGCGGCCCGAGCGAGCGUUGCCGGAGUUCCGCGCGGCGGCCCGGAGGCCCCGGGAAGUUCGGGCGGGUCCCCCGCAGAAGUUGGCGUCCGGAAGGGCGGGCGCAGUCUGUCGGGCUUUCCCGGCCCUGCGCGCGGCGCGGGAGCGGGGGCCGCCGCUUCCCCUCGCGGAACGCCGGGGCCCGAGCGCCGGAGCGCCGGCCUGGGCGCGGGCGACGCGGCCCCUCUGGGAGGCGAAACGCGAGUCUUCCAAAUCAGGGCAGGGCGCGGGCCGCUUCGCAGCGGAGGGCUGUGCGUGCGAGGGGAGACCAGUAACUUCUGCUUUUCUCCCACCGCGAGCCGCCCUCCCCGGCCCUCCCCGGGACAGAGUGCGGCCCGCGCCGCCCGCACCCUCCAGCGGCCCCCUCUGCCUCCCACCGGGGCGAGGGUGCUGCUCCGCGACCCGGUGGCCGCCCUCGGCCCCCCGGGCUCUGAGACUUGCCCCCAGCCGGGAGGGCCAAGCUGAGGUCGGCGCGACGCUUGGCUGGCUCCUGACAGCUCGCAGACCAACUUUUCCAGAAACCCGGAGAGAUGGCUCCGAAUUGCCAGAAUAAAGGGGGCAGCUGUUUUAGGAGAGCCUUCUUGCUUUCUUGACCUCACUUGACGCUAACGGUCGGGAUUCUGCGGAUCCGAACCUACAAACACAUUGAAAGACAAAAAUAAACAAGUGCUUCAAGACAGUUAAUGACUUCUUUGUAGUGGGCCUAGCUCCACAGUGAAAUUUCAUGUUGCUUUUUGAUAAAAAAAAAAAAAUGACGGAUGCAUUUUAAUUAUGGUUUUGGUCAUUUGUAGAGCCUUUGUUUAAAGUUCCAGCUACAAUAGUGAGAGAUUAGGGAGAUUGCAAAUGAACAUGAAUUUGGUUUGUUUGGAAAGAGUGAAUUAAGAUAAAGGAAGAUGGUCCCAUAAAGCAAUGUGUGCUGUUUAUUUUCGUCUUUCACAACAUAAUUCCUAUUAUAACUUUUUUUUUUAACCUGGAAAAUAUAGUUUGAUUCAGAAGUUAGAGUGGUAAUAAUUCCAAAGGAAAUGAUCACAGUGCAAUGGCAAGGAGACUUUUCUUGUCUAGGAAAGCAAAUAGAUGACUGAUCUUUUCUUACUGUUUUUGGGAACACAUAAGACACAUUAAAAAGAGAAAUAUCCAAAUAUUAAGCAGGAGGAUUUGGAUCUAAAAAUGGAUGGUCAAAGAUCUUGGGAACUAAGGGACCUUCUUGCCAAAUAAGGAAACUUGGCAAGCUGCACUGUGUAUUUUAAGUUAGCACAAGAGUGAGUGUUAUUGGCAAUAUAUUGGCUGAGUGCCUAUCUGGAAUGAGCAGUGAAACUGACUUUGACAGGGCUACAAAACUAUAAACAGGAGUUAUGAGGGGUGUGGAGGGAAUAAUCUAGUCAGAGAAAACGCGCUGUUACAGUGAGGUUUUGUGAAAAGAGGUCAGACAUACAUGAAGCUAUUAGUGUGGAGUCAAAGAGAAAAAUGGACAGUUUUUAGAAAUUGUUGGAUUCAGAGAAAAGAGAGGAGAGAAUCAAUGAUUUUUUUCUUUUUAAACCCAGAAAAAGGUGUUUGCGGUGAUACAGUACUUCUUGGAAUGAGAUAGCCUUGUAUCUGUAUCCAGAGAUACUGAAAAUAAAAAUCAAUUUGGAUCAUUUGUUUUCCAUUUUAUUCUACCCAGGACAGAUUGACAGGGAGGGUGUCUCAUCUAUCUAAAUGUAAUAGGAGUAGCGAAGGCAUCUUUUGGCCUUACUGCAGGGAAGAUUUAGGCUACUUCUUUUGUGGCCUAUUAACCUUGCCCCACUACACACAAAUAAGCCAGAGCUCCAGCUGUGACCAGAAAACUGUACCUGUUAAGGAAAGAGAGCUAUAAAUGUGAGAGCUUAGAUUGGUUUGCCUGAUACAUGGGUGCUUUUGUGUGGGACCAUCCUACGGACUGCUGAAGCAUCGAUUAUGCCCUGUAGCAGUUAAAAUAAUCCCAACCCAGGAGAAGAUUCUGCGGGAACAAAGCAGCCAUGCAUUGACACUCUAACCCCGCAUUACAGUUGCUAAUAGGAAAUUAAAGCCUCAAAUUGAACUUUAGGUGGAUAAUAAGCAAUCUAGUGAUUACUGUCAUAAAGAAAGAGCUUGUUUAAAGGAAAAAAAAAAAAGACAGAUUUGAAGGACGGGACGGAAUGAUAUAGUGGAAAAAAGACCUACGAUAUGGUGGGGAAAAAAAGAUACAACUUUGAAGUCAGAGCUGAGUUUGAGUCCUGGUCAUGUCACUUGUAAGUUAGGUGGUUGGCUUGGGCAGUUUUCAUUCCCUUCAUUGUCUGUUUUUGCAUCUGUAAACUGGGGACAGUGCUACCUGCUUGCUGCAUAAGCCUAUGAGACUACACGCGGAAAUGCAUGAAGCAGCAUCGGAAACUUCAGCCACCAUAUUUGAGUGGUAGAGAAAGGUAGUUUUUCCAAUUCUCGAGUUAGAGGCAGAGCAAGUUGCUUGUUCUAUCUAUACCCAGGUAGCUGGCCCCGUUCCCAAAGCAUACUUCAUGGGAGUGUACAGGGCUUGGAGGUUUUUGUAGCAACUCUCCUGCUUUAAGGGUUUGUAAAGCAGGUUUGUGAUAUUUGGGGGGAAAGAAUCUGAAGCUUAUUGCAUUUAAAUAUCUAUAUGAGGAAUUUGAAGAACUUGGGAGUUAUACGAGUAAGGGAAGGUUAUGACCUGGAAGACCAAAACCAAAAUUACUUGGAAACGUUCUUAGAGCUGCCUUUGAGCACAGCUUGUCUUCAGGGGCUGACAUCCUUCCUUCUGGACUCUGUAGAAGAAAACCGAAAAGAGAAGGCAAGAAUCGCUAUCUAAAGGUCAUGGAGUGAAUCUUCGCUGAUGAAACUUUUCUACCAGAGUACCCUGUUGUGGAGAAGAAUGUAUUUCUUCAGGGAUCUGUAAAUAGAGCCACAAAUACUCCCCCAUGUAAACAAGCACUUUUUUAAACUUGUAUUUCAUCUUAAAAAUUCAUCUGAAUGUUGCAUUCUCUUCUGUACUGUUUGACUGUUGGACAAACCAGGACGGAUAGACACUUGGCGUGUUUGUUCCCCCAGAUGUUAAGGUGAAAUGGAGUCUUGUAGGUAAUGGAGUCUUGUAGAUGGUGGUUUAGUCAUACACCUUCUGCGCGGUGCGGCGUAGUCCGCGUGUGGGGGAGGAAGCGCCUGGCUCUGAUGGUUGGACCUGCUCCAUUAGGCUUUGCAGCCCCGCCCACCGCAUGGGGUAACACGGUUCCAUUUUGUGGAGAGAAGAAUAGCAGUAGAUCAUCACCCAGAGUUUUUAUUUUGGUGGUUAUCCUGGGUCUUUAAGUGUGCACAAAGUUCUUUGCUUUGGGAACGGAGGAGAGGAAGGGAUGAGGGGAAAGAUUAGUUGUAGGAUAGAAAUCCGGAGUAUGACUCUUGGCUUCCCAGCCUGUUUGGGAGGAGAAAUUGAGGAGAAUGGCCCAGUCAUCUCCCAUCAUCUCCAUCGCUGACAGCCAUCACUGCUCCUCUGCCUUGCUGGGGACUCCCCGGUCAGGUUCAUGUAUCCCUGGGAAGGGAGACCAUGCAUCCUUUAUAGUAGGUUGAUUAGUCACAAAAUACUCACAGGGUCGCUGUUCCGGCUGUUGCAAGAAUCUCCUGUUCUGCGUGCCCAUGUGCCAUUGAACCCUCUCCAGGACAGGCAGCUCACUACUAGACAGAGUGGCAGAGUGCUUCUUAGGCGACUCUAAUAACCAGGAAUUUUUGUUGGAAUUUUUAGAUCGGUGAAGCACAAUGUGGGGUCUUCCGUGGCCGCCUCUGGUUUUAACAGUCCCCGUUUGCUUUCAUCUUAUGUCGAGGUUACCAGGUUUUAACUGUCUUAUUGACCCUUCUCAGGGCACAUUUGUUCUAGGUAAUUAGUCCAAGAGCACACCUGUUUGUUAGCUGGCAGGAGGGGUCAGAUAGCUUCUGUCUGAUGGAACGUGGUUAGGGGUAGAAACAAAAGCCAAGUAGCAGCAGCAUUCGGGACAGCUAGGCCCACUGACUGAAGUAAGCCUUGUUUAGUCUUGUUUUCUCCCCCACCCCUCCUCCCACCCCCAAACAUUUGUGAAUUCCUCUUCCAGCCACUGGUAGAAAUGUGCCCUCUCAAUGCUCCUUUGCUCCCCCCCCAGACUCUGGCCCAGCUCUCUUCCCAGGCCUCCAGUCCUUGGACACGGUUCCUCUGCAGGGACCCCAGGUCACCCAUCGUACCGGCCUCAUGUUGCCCAGUUGGGCUUCUGUUUGAGCACAGACACAUUUCCAUGUGGUAUUUCUGUGGCGUAAGUGCCCCCUGCCUCCUACGUUCCUCUUCCUCCAGUGUUUUGCCUCCAGUGACAACAUUUCUGGCAGGGAAAUGUGUCAUGGAAGUCUGUCUUCGUUAAUUGAAAUAUUAAAGGACAAAUCAGAAUGUUUCAUUUAACUGGCUCAUUUGUAUUUAAACCUUGGCUCUAAUUAGAGGGAUUUGUCACUUGUACGGUCAAGCAUAGACUCACAAAAAAAUGAAACAGUAGCUGUUCUAUUUUUUAAGAGUCUCAAAGUCUAUUUCUCUCUGAUAGUCACGACUAAAGAGCCUAUUCACUGAGCCCAACCUCUUCUGCACAAGAUCAGCUGCUUUUCAGGGGCAGCCUUGAAGGGAGGAAGGAGUGUCCAUGGUCCACGAUACUGGUUGGUUCUAUUUGCAUACCUAUUCUCCUCUAGUUAGUCUUACAGAUCUUUCUUUGCGUGGUUUAAAAACAAAAACAGUAAACGAACAGCCCUGCUUAAGAACAGAAUGUUAGAAUCUUUGCCCUUGCUGUUCUGAACAAAGACACCAAGUCAAGUUCUCCCCAUCUUUUGAAGAUUAGACUUGGAGGAGAAAAAUCAUUGUAGAACCAUAAACCAAGUGGCAUUAUUUUAAUACACAUGAAGGUAAAGCACAUUUUUGUCUUAUUCACUAAUCUAUGUUAAGGAGGCUGAAACAAUGCUAGCAUAAAUAAAUAUUAGAGCAGCAAGGUUGGCAGAAGACUUUGUUGAGGGCUGUUCUCUAAAAGGGUUUUUUUUCCCCCCCCUUUUGGUCCUAUUCAGGUCAUUCUAAAAUAAAUUAGUUUUCUU
Molecule: messenger RNA, 5561 nt
Organism: Mustela erminea (ermine)
Lineage: Eukaryota; Metazoa; Chordata; Mammalia; Carnivora; Mustelidae
Product: translation initiation factor IF-2-like
Exons: 4
Coding region: 1-1029 (342 amino acids)
Source: RefSeq, a predicted model, not a curated record